AUAAAAUUAUUCGGAUUGAAUCUGAUUCAGAGAUCCUCCUACUUACCUUCUGAUUGAUCUGUCUGCUGACAAAGCAGAAAAGAGAGAGAGACAGAAGAAAGGGUUGUCAUGUUUCUCGUGUUUGUAGUCUCUUUCAUAACCACUGUUUGAAUGGAUUCUCACCAAUAGCAAAAAACAAGCAACUUUUGGCGGUUUUGGGUUUUAUAAGAAUCAUUUCUCUUUAUUAUUCUCUAUAUGUGUUCUUGCAGAAAGUAGCUGGAACUAAUAUAGAGAUUUCGAUCUUUACUCGCUGGAGGAGCGUGGGUGUGACUGUACAACAGUUGGUCUGGAGUGCCUUUUUAAUAUAAUCAGGGCCCUGAGAAUGGGGUCCUGUUUAUCUGCUGAGAGCAUGAGUCCUAGACCGGGCUCUCCUUGCUCUCCUGGUUUUGGUGUCAGGAAGAGGAAGAGCUCUAAAAAGAAACUUGGCUCCAGAAACUCAUCCUUUGAUUCAAGGAGAGAUGAUCCUUUGCAUCGAGUUCCCGGUCGUAUGUACUUGAAUGGAUCAAGUGAGGCUGCUUGUAUCUUCACUCAACAAGGCAAGAAAGGCCCUAAUCAAGAUGCCAUGGUUGUUUGGGAGAGUUUUGGUUCAAGGACAGAUACAGUCUUCUGUGGAGUGUUUGAUGGGCAUGGACCAUAUGGUCAUAUGGUUGCUAAGAGAGUCAGAGACAAUCUUCCUCUCAAAUUAAGUGCUUUUUGGGAAGCAAAAGUACCAGUUGAGGAUGCUCUAAAACCUGUCACCAGUGUUAAUAGUGCAAGCAGCAUCAACAACUCUGAAGAUGUUGCUGCUACGGCUUCUUUUGUAUCUGCUGAGGAAGAACCUAGGCCAGAGAACUCAGAACCUGAAUUGUUUCAAACUCUGAAAGAGGCGUUUCUUAAGGCUUUUAAAGUUGUGGACAGAGAACUUAAGUUCCAUGGAAGUGUUGACUGUUUCUGCAGUGGUACAACAGCUGUGACUUUGAUCAAACAGGGUGAGUAUCUCGUAGUUGCAAAUGUUGGGGACUCUAGAGCUGUGAUGGGCACAAGAGAUGGUGAGAAUGGCCUUGUUGCUGUUCAACUAACUGUGGAUCUCAAACCAAAUCUACCAGCUGAGGAAGAGAGAAUAAAAAAGUGUCGUGGACGUGUGUUUGCUCUUAGAGAUGAACCUGAAGUUUGUAGAGUUUGGCUGCCAAACUGUGACUCACCUGGACUUGCAAUGGCACGUGCUUUCGGAGACUUUUGUCUUAAAGAUUUUGGUCUAAUCUCUGUUCCUGAGGUUUCAUUUCGCCGAUUAACUGACAACGAUGAGUUCAUAGUGUUGGCGACAGAUGGGAUUUGGGAUGUUCUUACCAAUGAAGAAGUAGUAAGGAUUGUAGCUUCAGCACCAUCACGUGCCUCGGCAGCAAAAGCUUUAGUUGAGACUGCGGUUAGAGCUUGGAGACACAAAUACCCUACCUCCAAAGUCGAUGACUGUGCUGCUGUUUGCUUGUAUCUAAACUCCAACGACUCAAACGCCAUAUCCACAGCUUCUUCCUUCUCCAAAUUUGAGGAUGAAGAUGAACUAAAAACACCUACUGAGAUUGAUGAUGGAUCAGGACCAAGCGGUCUAGGCCGGUCGAGUACUGUCAGGACAGGGAAAGAGAUUGCUAUCGAUGAAAGUGAAGCUGAGAAGCUGAUAAAAGAAGAGGAUACAGAACAUGGAAUAGAGUAUUCUGCACUAGAAGGUGUUGCAAGAGUGAAUACACUUUUAAACUUACCAAGGUUUGUGCCUGGAAAGUGAAGAAGUUGAGUUUGCGCAAGAACAUCAUCAAAUAAAUCACUCAAGAGAGGUUCUAUGUUUUUUUUUUCCCACCUUUCUACAUUGAUCUCUUAUUCUUUCUUUCUUUUUUUUGUUAUCUGUUAGAGAUUCAUUGUUUUGGGAACUAAAAAUACUUUUGUCAGUUUUGUCUUUUGUUUAUGUUUUUAGUUCUUGUUGAUGUCAUUAAAGAAGAGUGAAAAACACAUCACAAUAAUGUAAUAAUGGCUUAAUUUUUGUUUAAAACAAAUGAGAAUCAGAUCCUUU
This is a messenger RNA of Eruca vesicaria subsp. sativa (arugula), 2077 nucleotides long. The record is from the annotation of a GenBank genome assembly. NCBI's taxonomy places the organism in Eukaryota, Viridiplantae, Streptophyta, Magnoliopsida, Brassicales, Brassicaceae.